CCAUCACUACGCACCAAGGCUGCUGUUGCUAAGACUCCUCCUUCUGCUGUUGUGCGGGGUGCAGUGGAGCAGAAGUAAAAGUGGUCAUCUGGGAUGUCGAACAAUCCCAAACCUAGCAGCAACUUCUCAACUGUCAAGUCACAGCUGCCGUUUAACGCAGGUGUACAAAGGAAGCUGGAUAUGAAUUAUCAGGAUCCAACGAGGAAUGAUAAAUUCCUGCAAGGCUCUGUUAACCAACAACCAAAAUAUCGACCUCCCGGAAGGAACAUUCCAAGCAAUCCAAUGGUUGGUUCCAGAGUGCAGAAUUUUGCCGUUUCUGAUGCAGCUGAUAAGCUGGGAAACAUGAAUAUUGGCUCUGGCAGAGGACCUACAAUGCAGCCAGUAGCUAAGCCAAUGAAGGCAGGAGGAUGGCAUGGGCAGCACGACUUGUUCCAUGGACGGUCUAAAGAGUUUCUUCCGGGGAGAAGCUUUUCAAGGAAAGUUGCUGGAUGAAUAAAUGCCAUAGCUGAGAGUUGCCCUACUUUGUUCUAGUGUUCUAAUCGCGAUAAUAGUCUUUAUGUGCAUGGCUAAAUUUGAUGUUACUUUGGUGAAGCCAGCAGUAUUUG
Solanum stenotomum is the source of this 605-nucleotide messenger RNA. RefSeq lists its product as uncharacterized. Bases 94 to 492 code for a protein of 132 amino acids. The transcript has 6 exons. Lineage: Eukaryota; Viridiplantae; Streptophyta; Magnoliopsida; Solanales; Solanaceae. The record is from RefSeq and is a predicted model, not a curated record.